UCUUUCUUUCUCUUUUUUUUUUUUAUACCUGCUUUUCCAUUUUCCUUCUUCUUCCUGUUGUUUUUUUAAUUUUUUUCUUCAUUUUAUAUAUUCAUUAUCUUGUUAUAGAAAAUGAAGUUUUCCCAUUCUUUACAAUUCAAUGCUGUCCCGGAUUGGAUUGACAAAUACGUUGCGUAUGAUCAUUUGAAGAAGAUUAUUUUUCAACUAGAAAAAGAACGUGUGGAUGCAGUCAACCAACAAGAAAUACAACGACAUGAUGCAAAUGAACAAGGAGAAACAACAUCAACUAAAUUGGAUGAAAAUGUAUUUUUGACUCAACUGGAUUUACAAUUAGAAAAAGUAUUCGAUUUCUAUACCCAAAAAGAAUCUGAACUUUAUUCUCUAUUGGACGAACUUGAAGCAUCUCUUGAUUUGGUGGAAACUGAUGAAACUGAUCAUUACCCAAAUAACAAUCCUGUUUAUACCUUGGAAACUUUGGAUUCUACAUUGAAUGUUUCUGGCACUGUAACAAGCAAAGAAGAGAAACCAACAACUAAACGACGACCUUCAUUGGAAUCACGUUAUACUAUGCAUUCGACCGCUCCUUCCCAUGUUCAGAUGAUGAUGGAUUUACGAUCUCGAUUAAUUAAUCUGUAUGUCUCCCUCUCUGAAUUGGAAUCCUAUAUCGAUUUGAACAAAUCUGCCUUUCAGAAGAUUCUCAAGAAACAUGAUAAAGUCCUCGAUGGUGAUUUACGAAAUCAAUAUUUGAAGAAAAUGGUACUUGAUUCUCGACCUUUUAUGCCUCAAACGAUUCAACAACUUCAAAAUCAAAUCGUUCGUGUGGAAAAGUUAUAUGCCAGCGCUUUUUGUCAUGAUGAUACCAAUCUUGCUAUCCGCCAAAUGAAAACUCAUCUUCGUGAUCAAGUGACUUAUGAUCGGAAUACUGUCUGGCGCGAUAUGAUCAGUCAAGAACGAAAGAAACUCAAUGCUCAUGUCAAAGAUCCCGUUCCUCCAAAGAAAUAUUCUCUUGGCCUUAUCGAUCUCGAAGCUUCUCUGUUACGGGAAAUCUGCUUCUUUCUCCUUUCUAUUGUGGUCUUUAUUGUGUUACUGAAUGUCCAUAUCUUUGAACAACAAGCCGAAAAUUACUGUUUUGCUCUACUGAUCUUUGCUGCCAUUAUGUGGGCUACUGAAGCUGUUCCUUUGUAUGCUACAUCAUUAUUGAUUCCUUUUUUGAUUGUCCUUCUUGGUAUUAUGCGAAAUGCCGAUGGGUCUGUGAUGAAUGCCAAAUCUGCUGCCAAAGCUGUCUUUGCCUCCAUGUUUAGUGGUACAAUCAUGAUGUUACUCGGUGGAUUCGCCUUGGCUGCUGCCUUGUCCAAAUAUGGUAUUGCCAAAGCAUUCGCUUCUCAUGUACUUUCUCGUGCUGGUACUCGUCCCCGUUGGGUAUUACUCGCCAUCAUGUUCGUAUCUGCUUUCCUUAGUAUGUGGAUCUCCAAUGUUGCUACGCCUGUCCUCUGUUUUUCCUUGAUUGAUCCUAUUCUUCGUACUUUACCUGAUCAUACUACAGUUGGUUCUUGUUUGAUCCUUGGAAUUGCCUUGGCAAGUUGUAUUGGUGGUAUGACUUCUCCUAUUUCUUCUCCUCAAAAUAUUGUCACUCUACAAUACAUGAAUCCUAAUCCUGGAUGGGGUAUCUGGUUUGCUGUAGCUCUUCCUAUUGCUAUCAUCUGUGUGUUGACAUGUUGGGGAUUAUUAUUAUUAAUCUACCGCCCUGAUCGUCAUGUACCUCAUCUCAACAAAAUCAAACCUACUACUGGAAAAGUCACUUGGGCCCAAGGUUACGUUAUGUUAAUCACAAUCAUCACUAUCGCUCUCUGGUGUGCCGAAUCAAGUAUUGAAUAUGCCAUCGGUGAUACAGGUAUCAUUGCCGCCAUUCCUCUCUUUAUGUUCUUUGGUACUAAAAUUCUCAACAAAGAUGAUUUGAAUGCCUUUUUAUGGUCUGUUGUGGUGUUGGCUCAAGGUGGUAUGGCUUUGGGUAAUGCCGUUACUUCUUCUGGUCUCUUACAAGAUAUCGCUUUACAAAUCAAAGAUGGUAUCCAAGAUCUCCCUGUUAUUGCCAUCCUUGCCGUUUUUGCCUUUUUGAUCUUGGUGUUCUCCACUUUUGUCUCCCAUACAGUCGCUGCAUUGAUCAUCGUGCCUAUCGUUCAACAAGUUGGUCAACAUCUUCCUGUUCCUCAUCCAAACCUUUUGGUCAUGGGCGCUGGCCUUGCUUGCUCAGCAGGAAUGGGUCUUCCUGUCAGUGGAUAUCCCAAUAUGAGUGCUGUUAUGUUGGAAGAUCGCUUUGGUAAACCCUACUUGUCCUCUCGUGAUUUCCUUAUAACUGGUGUACCUACAAGUAUUGUCUGUACUGUCUUGAUCUUCACUCUCGGUUAUGGUAUUAUGUCUGCUAUUGGUUAUUAGUUUAUUUUUUGUUUUAUUUUUAUAUGUAUCCUUUAUCCCUAAUCAUCAUCUUUUUUAUUAUUAUUAUUUUUUUUUUUUCAUCAAUACCCUUCCAUUUUAGUAUAGAUGUG
This is a messenger RNA of Halteromyces radiatus, 2543 nucleotides long. RefSeq names its product SPX domain-containing protein. Gene Ontology annotation, molecular function: phosphate transmembrane transporter activity. NCBI's taxonomy places the organism in Eukaryota, Fungi, Mucoromycota, Mucoromycetes, Mucorales, Cunninghamellaceae. Bases 112 to 2433 code for a protein of 773 amino acids. Gene Ontology annotation, cellular component: membrane. The record is from RefSeq and is a predicted model, not a curated record. The transcript has 3 exons. Gene Ontology annotation, biological process: monoatomic anion transmembrane transport; polyphosphate metabolic process; phosphate ion transport.